CUAUCUGCUCUUACUUAGACAGCACUAACAGAUGCCACUCCUCCGACGCUGACAAGCUGCAUCCUCAAGCACUUACACAACUCGCACAACAAUGGACAAGGGAUCGGGAGCAGCCAAUGACACGCAAACUCUCAACAUCGACGACUUCACCGCCGCGCUUGAGUUGGACUUCAUCACGUCGAACUUUGUUAACAAUCAGCAACUCAAUAUUACCAGCUUUGGUACCGGACCAGACGAAAUUUCGCAGGAUUUACCGGGCAUUGGUCCUAUUGAACCUCUCGGUGUCCUUGGUGUUGAGUCAUCUCAUCAACAAGACGCAUUUGCGAUUGGCCCCGUUCCAACUGUUCUCGGUAGCCAACAUGUCAGCAUAGACUUUGCCGAGAGGCAACCCGUGAACAACGUCAACCAAUUUGACGAGCCUGGCGUGUUUAUGUUCUCGGAAGCCUUGGGCGAUGGAGAGCCUAUGGGACACCUGUUUAGUAACGAGGGGAAUAACAUACCAUCACUCCAACCUUCAGAUACCACAACGCCGCCGAAGAUCGGGACUCGCUUCUCAUCCAAGUCUCUCCGCAUUCUGAAGACAUGGCUGGCCAACAACAAUCAUCACCCGUACCCAACUACCGAGGACAUGGAGAUAUUGCAGCGGCAGACCGGCCUCAGCAGACAGCAGAUUACCAAUUGGCUGGCCAACACCCGCAGACGGACGCGCUUCAAAGUGCCGCCGAGACGUCCGCCUUCUCCGGCGAUUACCUCUUCAAGAACUAUGCCCAUCGACAUCCCUGUAGGCUCCAGCCUUUCCGACACUUUCCAACACUUGAACCCUCUCCAGAGAUGGCAGGUUUCACCUCCAGAGCAUGAACCUGCGUCCGUAUCGGCUAUUGCAAACGCUGUUUCUGGAUUUUCGUCAGAAGGAGAAGACUUGGGCGACCGAUCAUUGACAGAUACCAUUCCGACGCGGUCCUUGUACGGGCAGUCUUCGGCAAGCAGUGCAGGAACGUCUCACUCCAGUAGAAGCUCGGCCAACUCAGCAUAUUCACACAACUCUCACACGUCUCUGAGGUCUCUCGAACCCCUUGGGAAAAGUGCAGUGAAGCGGAGACGGCGUCGAGCGCUGGCGAAACGCCCUGAGACCAAGGGCACAGGAACCCUUUGGCAGACCAGCAACACAUAUCAGUGUACGUUCUGUACAGAGACGUUCAAGACCAAACACAACUGGCAGCGUCACGAAAAGUCGUUGCAUCUAUCUCUCGAGCGUUGGGAAUGCGCUCCGACUGGCGCGACUGUGCCUGACGCUAGCGGGCAACCGGUUUGUAUCUUUUGCAGCGAAGCGAGCCCGAAUAAGGAACAUUUAGAGAAGCAUAAUUAUCAAGCAUGUAGGGACCGUCAGCCUGAAGACCGAACAUUUUAUCGAAAAGAUCACCUGCAGCAACACUUGAAGCUGGUUCAUGAUGCCAAAUUCUUGAGGUGGCCUAUGGGAGAUUGGAAAUACGAAAGCGAGGUUGUACGUUCCCGGUGCGGCUUUUGCGGCCACACGAUGUCUUCGUGGACCGACCGGAUUGAUCAUCUGGCCGAGCACUUCAAAGACGGAAAGACGAUGGCAGAUUGGCACGGUGAUUGGGGAUUCGAUGACAAUGUCUUGAACAUGGUCGAGAACUCGGUGCAGCCUUACUUGAUUCACAUGGAACGCAACUCACCAUGGCCGUUUACAACUAAGCAAGGUGUUCCAGAGACACCGCCCAAUGCCUACGAGCUGAUCAAGCUAGAGCUUGAACACUUUUCCGCCGAACACCAAAAUACCAAGGACGAGAUGCCUACAAACGCAGAACUUUUAUACGAGAGCUGCUGCGUCAUUUUUGGAUGCGACUCAAUUUCAUUUUCCAAGAGACCUGCAACGUCAACCCAGAGCUGGCUGCGAGAUUUGCUCAUGUCAUCCGAGUCCAUCGUACAGCAGGCGCGAGUCCGACCGAUGAAGAACAACGCAAGGUCACGAUUUACGUAUCUUAGCAUAAACGGCAAAGCGUGCAUCUUUGAGGCCUGCGGGUUGGAAGAGCAAAUGCAGAGCUACGUGGAGAUUUCCAAGUUGAUUGAGUCACAAAUUUCCGACAACGAGUUGCAACGAGAGGCCUGCAACAUCGUCGAAAGGAUCGAGGCCUCUUCGCCCAAUCCGUCGGAAAUCUUUACGAACUUUUUGUUCAGUCUCAUCAAUGGCUCUUCUCACUGGCUUGCCGCAUUCCGUCAUCGGGCUGGACUCUCGCCGUCUGAGGCUUCGGAUGCUAUUCUCCCGUCCAGCGUAUCCGAAGCAAUUCUAAGCUCCGCAGCAGCUGAGGCCGGUCUCGAGUUCUCGGGGGCGAAUGUUUCUUCAGGAAGCACACCUGAUCCGACACAGGUGAAUGCCGGCGGUGGUAAGACGGGCGACAUUAGUAAGGUGUACUCGACCUCCUCGUUCUUCGUCAACGACGACAAUUGCUACAGGAAACUUAUGAAAGAGCUCACUCGUUUCGUGACCAUCACGACGUCGCCACGCAAUCCGAACAGGCGCAUUCCGACCGAUGCCGAACUCCAACAUCAGGCGAGGUGGAUAUCCUUUGAAGAUGACGAUCCAUGGAAUCAGACUCCAGCGGACAACCCAGACUGGCUUCGAGACUUUAAGCGCGAGAUGGGCAUUCUUGACGAUGACCCAAGACUGAGUCAUUCGUGAACAAGAUCUUCGCCUCCAAUGUGGCUGCAAGAGACUAAGCGAUCAUCCAGUUGAACUGGUUCAUGGUGUAUGGCUUCUCAGCCCCCAUGCGUUAGACUCCACGCGAAAGGCGUAGCAAUUGAGCCUGUAAUUCUCUAUAUUCUAGAAAAAGAAAUUGACCGUUGAAGUCCUUAGAGAUGAUGACUCGAGAUACCUUUGGACAAACGAUUUUCUUGCCGCUCACAUCGCAGCGAUACCGGCCAAAUCCACACGCGCCCUGUGCAUUUGGAUCACAAGUAGGGCGUAGGGAGCAGUUGACAUGGAUUUUAUGGGGCGUAUCCGCAGGGACUAGUCCGUAACCUGUCCCAUUGAUAGAAUUGCCGCCCUAGGGCGUGAGUCUAUCUCGAUAAAACCACUGCUUCGUCC
Molecule: messenger RNA, 3103 nt
Organism: Colletotrichum acutatum
Lineage: Eukaryota; Fungi; Ascomycota; Sordariomycetes; Glomerellales; Glomerellaceae
Product: homeobox and C2H2 transcription factor
Exons: 3
Coding region: 92-2698 (868 amino acids)
Biological process (GO): regulation of transcription by RNA polymerase II
Molecular function (GO): RNA polymerase II cis-regulatory region sequence-specific DNA binding
Source: RefSeq, a predicted model, not a curated record